Beta vulgaris subsp. vulgaris (sugar beet) is the source of this 881-nucleotide messenger RNA. Its product is annotated as factor of DNA methylation 2. The record is from RefSeq and is a predicted model, not a curated record. The coding region runs from base 80 to 724 and encodes 214 amino acids. The transcript is spliced from 4 exons. NCBI's taxonomy places the organism in Eukaryota, Viridiplantae, Streptophyta, Magnoliopsida, Caryophyllales, Amaranthaceae. Gene Ontology annotation, biological process: gene silencing by siRNA-directed DNA methylation.
UCCUAAGAAUGAAUUUGAUUUUCAACCACAGGAACUCAAGGAUUCGAGAGUCCAUAACAAGGAAGAGAAGAAUUCUUUGAUGCUGAAAAUGCCAAACCUGGAAGGUUUACAAACUGAGAAUAACAUUCUAAAAAACAAACUGGAGGAAAACACGGAGCUACUCGAGAACUUGGAAAUGAACAAUCAGAUUCUGAUGGUGAAAGAGAUUACAAGUAACCGAGAGCUACAAGCUGCUCGCAGAGCGGCUAUUGAAGGUUUGGUGUCCUUGAAAAGACCUAGGGUGAAAAUUGGGAUCAAGAGAAUGGGAGAAGUCAAUCUGAAACCAAUUCGAGAUGCAUGUUCUAGAGUGUUUCGUAGUGGAAAGUGGGACAAGAAAUUUGGAAACUGGGAAGAGAAGUCUGUUGAAUUAUGCUCAUUGUGGCAAAAGGAUAUAAGUGAUCCUGGGUGGCAACCUUUCAAGCAGGAGAUCAUCAAUGAAAAACUAUCUGAGGUAAUUGAUGAAAAUGAUAAAAAGUUGUUAGAGCUGAAGCACGAAUGGGGAGAGGAGGCCUAUAAAGCAGCAGUUGAGGCAUUGCUCGAAGUGAACGAGUACAAUGCAAGCGGACGUUAUCCUGUGCCUGAGCUUUGGAACUACAAAGAGAACAGGAAAGCUACUCUAGGAGAGGUGAUACAGUAUGUUAUCAAGCAAUGGCUUACUCAGAAGAAGAAGAAGAAGACAUACUAGUGUGAAUUGUAUUGUUUUUUUCACAUUGACUUGUGAACUUAGGAUCUUAAACCAUCAUAUCUAUCUGUAGAAAAAGGGCUCCAAAAGGUCAUAAGAACUUUGUGGGUAAAUAUAAUCUUCAGCUGAUAUACAUCAGGUAGUAUUGCACUUUCUAAAA